GAGCUACCAAACCCCCUACAAUCGACAAGAAAAUCCGCAAUGCACAAACUCACUAUAUAACCACCAAACCCACAAUCUCCUCCACCAAAUACCCCAACCAACUACAUACAAAAAUGCCCCGAUACGCAGAAGACCACGAGCGCUACGAUGACAGCAACCGCGCAUUUCUCCAAGCCUUCAUGGCGCGGUCCACCAUGACCUUUUCAGAAGCAAAGCCCGUCCUGGCUGCGAUAUUCUCCGUCAGAGACAACGAACAAAUCUCACCCGAAGACAUAACAGAAGACGACCUCCAAGCCUACAUCGCAGCUGCCAACAGCGCCAUAUCCCCCUUCGACCUCGAAAUCCGGAGCAUACUACCCCAGAUAGAAAUCAACAACAAUGACCCCGACGCACCCCCUCCCCCAGCCCCCGAACGAGUCUACGCCCUCGUCAACACAACCAGCGACGCCCUCACCCAGCUCGCGACCACCUACUCCGCCGAUGAAAUUGCCUUCGUGAAGCGCAUCCUCGACGCCAUGUUCGACACAUACAACACCCGCCGCCAGGAAGCAAUGGUCAUAAGUAGUAUGCAGGCGCUGCAGCUAGCCAAGGCAAGCGCAGGGGACGCCAAUCGACGGGAGUCAGGGACACAGCAGCAGCAGGCGACGCAGGGGGGCGCGGCGCAGUCGUUGACGAUGACGCAGGCGGAGACGAUGCUGAAGCAGCUCGUCGAGCAGGGGUGGUUCGAGAAGAGUAGGAAGGGGUAUUAUCGGUUGAGUCCGCGGGGGUUGAUGGAGUUGAGGGGGUGGUUGGUGGCGGCGUAUAAUGAUGAGGGGAUUAGGAAGAUUAAGUUCUGUGCAGCGUGUCGGGAUAUUAUUACUGCGGGCCAACGAUGCGGCGACCGCGAUUGUACUGGACGCUUGCAUGACCACUGCAUGCGGAAUUUCUUUCGUAUGCAAAAGUCGGAGAGUUGUCCUGUGUGCAAGAGUGCUUGGCCGGGUGAUAGGUUUGUUGGUGAGCGCGCCAUCACUAUGUCUGAUCCGGCUGCGCAGAGGGCUAGACGCUCGGCUGCGAAUACUCAGCAGGCGGAGGCGGGACCUAGUACGCAGUUCACGCUGCCGGAGUUGGAGGUUGAAGAUGAAGUGGAUGGUGGUGAGGACGAGGCUGGGAGUGAUUGA
Messenger RNA from Aspergillus costaricaensis CBS 115574, 1157 nucleotides. RefSeq names its product non-structural maintenance of chromosomes element 1 family protein. Bases 114 to 1157 code for a protein of 347 amino acids. Gene Ontology annotation, cellular component: Smc5-Smc6 complex; nucleus. Gene Ontology annotation, biological process: DNA damage tolerance; double-strand break repair via homologous recombination. Gene Ontology annotation, molecular function: ubiquitin-protein transferase activity. The record is from RefSeq and is a predicted model, not a curated record. The transcript has 3 exons. Lineage: Eukaryota; Fungi; Ascomycota; Eurotiomycetes; Eurotiales; Aspergillaceae.